UGCCGCUCUGCGGAAGCAACCAUAUAAGCACAUCUCUGGAACCUCUAACUUGCACCAGGACUUACUCUUCCAACACCAAAUCAUGGUUGAUUUGCAAAACGAGUACAUUUUAUUAUUUCUUAUCUGGCUACUCUCCCUCUUCUUUCUCCUAACCAUCUACACCAAAACUAGGGCGAAGGCUCGUCUUCCACCAAGCCCCAGAGCCAUUCCAAUCAUUGGACACCUUCACCUUCUUGGCCCUAUACCUCACCAAGCUCUUCACAAACUUUCACUCAAGCAUGGACCUCUUGUUCACUUCUUCCUCGGCUCAAAACCUUGUCUUCUUGUUUCCUCCCCUGAAAUAGUUAAAGAUAUAUUCAGAAACCAUGAAAGUAAUUUCAUGAACCGCCCCUAUUUCACCAAUCUUGAUUACCUUACAUACGGUUUAGCUGAUCUUGCGAUGGCACCGUAUGGACCCCUUUGGAAGUUCAUGAAGAAACUUUGCAUGGUUGAACUUCUCGGAAGUCGAACUGUGGAGCAGCUCCUUCCAGUUAGGCGUGAAGAGAUGAGGCAGUUUCUGAGGAUAAUUACGGAGAAAGCAAAGGCUGGUGAGGCAGUUGACGUCGGAGCACAACUUAUGAGAUUGACCAAUAAUAUAAUAUCGAGAAUGCUAGUGAGCCAGAGGUGUUCUGAUGAUGAAGAUAAAGCUGAUGAGGUGAGGACAUUGGUGAAAGAGAUGAAUAGCCUUGGAACCAAGUUUAAUUUACAAGAUUUAAUUUGGUUCUGCAAGGAUUUAGAUUUGCAGAGAUACGGGAAAAGGCUUAAAGAUGUUCGAAACAGGUAUGACAUUCUGAUGGAAAAAAUUAUAAGGGAGCACAAAGAGGAGAAACAGAAAAGGGAAAUGAAUAAAAGUGAAGAACAGGUGGGGGAUUUGCUUGAUAUCUUACUUGAUAUUUCUGAAGAUGAAAACGCUGAGAUGAGGUUAUCCAGAGAAAAUGUCAAGGCAUUGAUUAUGAAUCUAUUUGGAGCCGGGACGGACACAUCUUCCGUGACCAUAGCAUGGGGUGUAGCAGAGCUGAUUAACAACCCAGAAGUUAUGGAGAAAGCAAGAAAAGAAAUUGAUUCUGUAGUUGGAAAGAAGAGAAUAGUAGAGGAAUCAGACGUUCCUAACCUUCCAUACCUCCAAGCAGUAGUUAAGGAAACACUAAGGCUUCACCCUGGUGGCCCAUUGGUUGUGAGAGAAUCAAUUGAAGACUGUACUAUUUCGGGAUACCAAAUUCCAGCCCAAACCCGACUCUUUGUUAACGUGUGGUCUCUUGGAAGGGAUCCAAGCCAGUGGGAAAGCCCACUUGAGUUCAGACCAGAAAGGUUUCUUAGCCCAGAGUGGAAAGCAAAGAACCAGCUGUUGGAUGUGAGGGGAAUGAAUUUUAGUCUGCUGCCUUUUGGAACUGGAAGAAGAAGCUGCCCUGGAGCUUCACUAGCACUUCAAGUAGUUCCAGCAACCCUCGGAGCUCUGAUACAGUGCUUUGAGUGGAAAGCUGGAAAUGCAGUGAAUGGUAAAGUUGACAUGGAAGAGAAACGUGGUAUGACCCUUCUCAGAGCUAAGCCUUUGGUUUGUGUCCCAGUGGCUAGGCUCAAGCCAUUUCCAUCAUUCUAAAAGACACAGAUUUUAUGUGAUAUUUUGUCAAUAAUAAUCUUCCCUUGUUAAAGGCAAAGCAUUUCAAUCCGUUUAGACUCUGCCCUUUGGCCCAAAAAAGGACCAACUUUAAUUUGUCAUGU
Molecule: messenger RNA, 1758 nt
Organism: Pistacia vera
Lineage: Eukaryota; Viridiplantae; Streptophyta; Magnoliopsida; Sapindales; Anacardiaceae
Product: 3,9-dihydroxypterocarpan 6A-monooxygenase-like
Exons: 2
Coding region: 83-1636 (517 amino acids)
Cellular component (GO): membrane
Molecular function (GO): heme binding; iron ion binding; oxidoreductase activity, acting on paired donors, with incorporation or reduction of molecular oxygen, NAD(P)H as one donor, and incorporation of one atom of oxygen
Source: RefSeq, a predicted model, not a curated record